This is a messenger RNA of Periophthalmus magnuspinnatus, 2217 nucleotides long. RefSeq names its product ADP-ribosylation factor-like 14 effector protein (gene arl14ep). NCBI's taxonomy places the organism in Eukaryota, Metazoa, Chordata, Actinopteri, Gobiiformes, Gobiidae. Gene Ontology annotation, cellular component: intracellular membrane-bounded organelle. The record is from RefSeq and is a predicted model, not a curated record. The transcript is spliced from 5 exons. The coding region runs from base 151 to 786 and encodes 211 amino acids.
GAGGGCGCCCGCGGAUAAACCGAGGUCCCGUUCCGUAGAGUGAGAGGGAUAAACAGGAAGUCAUCUCAUGCUCGUGGUGUUUUCUCGGGUUUGUUCAUCUUUAGGCUGUUUUAACCAUUUAACCAAGUCUUUUUUCCGAAUACAUCAAAAAUGCCCGUGAUAUGUGCCGCAAUCGGCUGCAAUAACAAGUUCGUCAAAGGAUCCGACAUCAGGUUUUACAGGUUUCCUCUGAGUAAACCACAGCUGUCCAGUAAAUGGGUGAGCAGUCUAGGUCUGAAGAACUUUGUGCCGACGCCUAACACGUGCUUGUGCUCAGAGCACUUCAGAGCCGACUGCUUCAGGGACUACAAUGGAAAACAGUUCUUGAGAGAGGAUGCUGUGCCCACCCUCUACACCCAUGGCCACGAGGGCACACGGAUUGAACUCCGCAAAAGGGGCGUGCCACCAAAGGACAACGCCCCAACCCAGGGCCAACAAGCAACGAGGAACACAGACCCCCGGCGAGAGAAGAGAGGAGGGGGCCGGGGUCGAGGAGGGCGCCGACAGCCGUCAGACAGACAAUCCUUAAACGCUAAGAGCAAAGUUUACGACGCCAAUGGCCGCCUGUUGUCCAACGGGAAGGAUCUGUGUGACUGCCUGGAUGUGGACUGCAUGGGUUGCUUCUUUCCUUGUCCCGACUGUGGCUCCCGGAAGUGUGGGGUGGAGUGCCGCUGUGACCGCAAGUGGCUGUACGAGCAGGUGGAGGUGGAGGGUGGGCAGAUCAUACGCAAUAAGUACGCCCUCUGAACGAACUAUGCGGACAACACCGCCUUUUAAAACAAAUCUGCCAACAGGUUUAAGUCAGAUUCUGUCUAUGGUGGAAGUGUAAUAAUUCAAACAUAUGGGAGAGCGAUAUUAAAGGCGCUGUACUCAAUUGCUUUUUUUUUUGUAGUUGGGCAAGGUGUGUUUUGACCCAGUACAGAUAUAUUGAAAAAGCAGCGCUUGAAGUCAAAGUAAGUCCGCUGUGUACUUUCUGACAUUUUUAUUGUUUGGGAAUUGGGAAGUGUGUUGUUAGCAUUAGGGCUGGCCAAAAGACACAGUUUCUCAAAUUGUUAGCUUGUAGAACGUGUGUGAGUGACAGCUGGAUUUAACCAAUCACAAUGAAGGAUAAACAUUCAAAAGCAGCAGAUGGCUUUAUUAACCUCUUAGAGGCAAUAGAAAAUUAUCGUUCAUCCCUUGUUAUUAACAUUACUGUAACACCAAAACUCUGCUCUGGCCUCUGAAAGUUGUAAAAAGUGCUUAUAAACUAAUUGCAGUGAAUAAUAAGGAUGCUCAAAAUGCAUAAAUUAAAAGAGGAAAAAACUUUGGACCCCUGUAAACUGUUUAAAAUGAACUCAUUCUGUUUUCCACAUUUUUAAUACAGUAAAAAUCAGGUACAGCAGCUUUAAAUGGCCAAUACCUAACUUUUGUUUCUUCUAGUUCAGCAAAAUGCACUAGUGCCAUGCAAAAGCAGCAAUUUUCUGAAAGAAAAUGAGAUAUCAGCCAUGCAUGACAAAAUCUUUGCAGAUGAGAACUACCUUAUUUUCCGGAGUAUAAGUUGCACCAGCCAAAAAAAUGCAUAAUAACAAAGGAAAAAAUAUAUAAAUUGCAUCUGAGUAUAAGUUGCACCCCCAGCCAAACUGAAAAAAAUUUGACUUAUAGUCCAGAAAAUACGGUAUAUGGAUGCCCCUGCAAGGAACAUAAAUUAAAUCUAAUCUGGUGUGUUGUUGGACGACUGGUGCUAACUAUCCCAGGUAGUUGUUUUUCUGUUAUGGUUUAACAUGGGAGUUAAAAAAAAUAGACAAUGACAACUAUCUCUUCACCCACCACUGAUCAUACUGCAUUCAGACAGAGGCAAAGUGGAUGAAGAGUCUUGCCCAAGGGCAUAACAACAGUAUGCACUGAGAUUGAACCGCAGUGACUUUGUGAAUGUUCAAACCACUGUCUUAUUGAUACUGUGUUUUCAAGUUGUGGAGAAAAGAAAAAAACAACAACCCAUAAGCAGUCAUCAAUGUUUUUUACUUCCUUUUCUUUCUUGAGGUGAAAUGACUGAAUUACGUUCGCCGUCUUUAUGUCAAACUUGGAAGUGAUUGUAAUUUGGCAAACUUUAUUUCUUAUUAUACCAAUAAGUUUUAAUGUCUCUACUAUGACUAUGAGACAUUACUUUCUCAUAGUUUUAAUAAAGUGUUUUUAUGUUAC